Messenger RNA from Mobula hypostoma (lesser devil ray), 5551 nucleotides. RefSeq names its product epidermal growth factor receptor kinase substrate 8-like protein 1. The transcript has 21 exons. Gene Ontology annotation, biological process: positive regulation of ruffle assembly; regulation of Rho protein signal transduction; Rho protein signal transduction. The coding region runs from base 184 to 2334 and encodes 716 amino acids. Gene Ontology annotation, cellular component: plasma membrane; ruffle membrane; vesicle. Gene Ontology annotation, molecular function: actin binding. The record is from RefSeq and is a predicted model, not a curated record. NCBI's taxonomy places the organism in Eukaryota, Metazoa, Chordata, Chondrichthyes, Myliobatiformes, Myliobatidae.
CUCCCUGCGCAGCUUUAACUGAGUGAAGAGAAAUGUGAGCGGGCACACAGCAUGCUGAGGAGGAUAGAGGAAAGCUAUCAGUGAAGGCCCCGGGAUCAUUUGUUUCUGCUUGCAUGUUUUACUGAGCUGACUGGGGAUUCGGACAAUUACUCGCUCGGACACUCACCAGGAAUUGGGUUGGCAAUGAGCCACAGAUCUCAAGAGCGAGGAGGCACCCUCCCAGCUGGUGAGAAGACUUCUAAACCCAGCGGCAGGUCCAUUUAUGAGCAGAGGAAGAAAUAUUCCAACACCAACUUCAUAAUGGACGAUCAGUCCCAGUACCACGUGAAUCAUCUGACCACCUUUCCCCUGGGUCCUGACGAGGAGACCCAGACUGUGGAGGAGUCCAUUAGGAAGCUGAAGAGCUUAGACAGCAAAGGAAGGAUCUGGACACAGGAAAUGUUGCUGCAAGUCAACACCUCGGCCGUCAGUCUGGUGGACAUUGAGUCCAAGGAUGAGCUGGAGACCUACCCUCUGAUGGCUAUUGAACAUUGUGACUCUCUGCUGAACAGCUGGCGAUACAAUUCCAUUCUCAUCCUGGUCUGCAAGGAGGCUGACCAAGCCAAACCCGACAUCCACUUCUUCCAGUGCUCUGAGGUUGGGGCUGACCUGAUUAAGUCUGACAUCAACAGUGCGAUCACAGACCUGAAGAGCGGAAGAGCUGAGAGACCAAAUGCCCUCAGAGUGAACAAAGAGAGGAUGGACGAACAAGGAAAACUGCCUCCCUCCCCUCCAAUGAAGAUGGCCCCCAAAGCUCCAAUGACCUACAACCCCAUGAACAAGUUCCAAGGCUCCUUUACGGCUCCACCAUUGCCGACUGCCGCUCCAGGUGUGGCUGUUGCAGAAUCGAACGGAGCUGACAAGGGCGCUGAGAACAUGACGGAGCAGAGAACAGCACGCGAGGUGAUGAUCUUGAACCACACCUUCGACGAUAUUGAGGGCUUCAUGGCAAGGCUCCAGAAAACAGCCGAAGCAUUCAAGAUUCUGGACCAAAGGAAGAAGAGCAGAAUGGGCCGGAAGAAGACCCCAAAGGAAAGUGGAGAGGGACUCCUGACACUGCGAGCUCGACCCCCAAGCCAACAGGAGUUUAUCGAAAUCUUUCAGAAGUACAAGUAUUCCUUCAGCCUCCUGGCACGAGUGAGGAACCACAUCAUCAACCCCAGUGCGACUGAGCUCAUCCACUUUCUGUUUGGACCGCUGGAAAUGAUGGUACAGGCCACGGGUCUGGACAUUGCCAAGUCAGUGGCUACCCCGUUCCUGACCAACGAUGCGGUCCAUCUUCUGGGCGUCACACUGACCGAAGCAGAGAAGAUGCAGUGGCAUUCACUGGGCGAGUACUGGACAAAGCCAAGGCUGGAGUGGCCCCCCGAGCACUGGGGAAGCCCCUACAACAUCCGGUUCCAGUCGGGCUGGACCCCCGAUGACCUCGACCCAAACGGGGUCCCGUGGGAGGAUCCCGUGGAGUUGCAGCAUAAGCACGAGCUUCUCCGCAUGCAGCAAUCCGGCCCUCAGACCGUCCCCGUUAAACAGACCAAUGGGACCCACGAGGCUCCAGCGAAGAUGAGGUGUAGCUACGACUUUGUGGCUCGGAACAGCAGUGAACUCUCGGUCUUGAGCGGAGAAGUGGUGGAGGUGCUGGACGAUUCCAAACGGUGGUGGAAGGUGAUGAACCAGAGUGGCCAAAUCGGAUACAUCCCCUUCAACAUUUUGGAGCCUGUCCCCGCUCAGGACACGGUAGAUAACUCCAGCCUAUAUGCACAGAUAAUCCCCAAGGGCAGCCGACAUAAAGAUAAGGUCACCCCCCCUCCGACACUCCAGAAGAAGGUGAUGCCACCCAACAGCACUCCAGCGUCCUGGGACCACGAGACUGGCGGGGUGACACAGAAAGAGAAAGAGCGUCACUCGCAGAUUAACGUCAUGAAUGAAGAGCUCCUGCUGAGAAUAGCGAAUGGGCGCACGUCGCAACCCAAGAGCUUCCACGUACAGAAGACGCUCGACACCUCUGUACCCCUGCAUUACAGUUCCUCUCCAAGUGAAGUCAGGACUUGGCUGGAGGCCAAAGGCUUUAACCAGAUGACGGUGAAGUCACUCGGGAUCCUGACCGGAGCUCAGCUUUUCUCUCUUGAGAAGGAAGAAUUGAGAUCAGUGAGUCCAGAGGAAGGAGCAAGAGUCUACAGCCAGAUCAUGGUCCAAAAAUCACUGCUUGAGGAAAACCGGAGUAUAACAGAGCUGGAAGCCAUAAUGGCGAAACAGAAGAAAAAAGUGGAUUCUGAAAUAAAAAUGUCCACUUUGUGAGCAGUGGGCCUUAAAGACUUGAUUUUUCAGCCAUCUCUUUGGACAGCAUGAUUAGACAUGCAGCUGUGCCAUGUUAGUUCUAUAGGCCCCUUAUUACCCAGCGAUAUUGUACAUUGGACAAUUACUUCCAAUUCCAUAUUUAUUGCCUUUGAUAAGAAAAAGCCAUUUUGGGGGAUGAAAUUCCAUGGAUUUAAAAUUGACCUCAGUGGAAGUAGAAGAUUGCUGCCUCUGUUUUAAAAGGAAAGGUUGAAAAUUGGGGUUCUGAGGGAGGUGGAACAGCGAACAGGUUUGAACAAAAGGAACUGAUAUUUUUCACAGGUGCAAGUCCUGAUGAAAGGUCUCGGCAUGAAGUUGUCGACUGUUUAUUUCCCUCCAUAGAUGCUGCCUUAUCUGCUCAGUUCCUCCGGUGUUUUGUGCAUGUUACUCUGGAUUUUCUGCAUCUACAGAAUCUCUUGCUUUUCUGAUAUUUUUUUCACAAGCCUCCCUUUAGCCGAAGGACUGAGCAUUGGGGCACAUCGUCCUCAUUUGACUGACAAGAGCCUGUAAAUCUCUAACUGGAGAACCACUGGAGGAAGACAAUGAGAGGGCAGCUUCUCAAACCAGGGCGAGGAGAAAGCUAGGAGAAUGAUUUAUGUAAUAGCUUUUCGAUAAAAUUUGGAUAUUUUAUUCAGUUAAUUGUUUGGAUGCUUGCAUGCUGCUUGUACAAACAACUAUUGUCUGACUCUUGCCCGAAGCUUUCGGACAAGGUUGAGGUGAUUUCCUGACGAUCCCUGUUCUGAACAACCAAGGUGAAGAGUGUUGUGCACAGUUGUGAGUAAGGGCGGUUCACAGGAGCAGGGGCUGCCGUUACCCCCGUAACCAUUACAUGUGCUUAGGGUGUGGGUACAUGAGAGAUACCUCCUGACCAAUGUGACCAAUUGAGAGCUCCAGAGCAGGCCCAGGGGACCAGCCCUAAUAGGUGUGCAGACCUGUCAGUAGCAAAGUCUCACCUUCCUGACCACGAAGCCCAUCACUGCUCCAGCAAAUCGGUGUGAACUCCCCUUCCCACCUUCCCACGCACCUCCUUCACCCAUUUUGCCUGGGGUUUGACAAGGCUAUGUGAUUGCGUACCACAUUGGCACCCUUUAGCCAUGGUGGUCUACAUCACCGAGGAGUACUUUACUUGGUGUUAGGAAACGUUGGUCUCUUGGCCUAGCAACAAUGAUGUCCCCUACUGCUUGGUGGCAGAUGUGGCAUAGAGUCAUAGAGCACUAAAGCACAGAAACAGGCCCUUUGGCCCAUCUAGUCCAUGCUGAACUGCUAUUCUGCUUAGCCCAUCAACCCACACCUGGACCACAACCCUCCAUACCUCCCCAUCCACGUACUUAACCAAAUUUCUCAACAAUUUUGCAAUCAAACCCGCUUCCCCCAUUUCUGCUGGCAACCACACUCUCUCCACCUUCUGAGAGAAAUUUCCCCUUAAACAUAAACAAGAGAAAACCAGCAAAUGCUGGAAAUGCGAGCAACACACACAAAAUGAUGAAGGGUCUCAGCUCAAAACAUCGACUGUUUACUCUUUUCCAUUGAUGCAGCCUGGCCUGCUGAGUUCCACCAGCAUUCUGUGUGUGUUACCCCUAAACAUUUCACCUUUCUCUCUUCAUCCAUGGCCUCUAGUUCUAGUCUCACCCAACUUCAGUGGGAAAAGUCUACUUGCAUUUACCCUUUAUACUCUUCAAAUUUUAUAUUCCUCUAUCAAAUCAUCCCUCGUUUUCCUGCGCUCCAGGAAAUAGUCUUUUCGACAUUGACCUAUAAACUCAAGUCCUCAAGACCCGGCAACACCCUUGUAAAUGUUCCCUGCACUCUUUUAGUGUUAUUGACAGCUGUAAGUGACCAGAUCUGGACACAAUGCUCUGAAUUUGACCUCACCAGCGUCUUGCACAACUUCAACACAACAUCUCAACUCUUGUACUCAAAACUCCAGUUUAUGAAGGCCAAAAAGCUCUCUUUACAACCCUAUCUACCUGUGACACCACUCUCAAAUUAUUAUUGAUCUGUAUUUCCAGAUCCCUCUGACCUACCACAUUCCUCAGUGCCUAGCUGUGGGUCCUUCAUCCUAGACUCACCAAAACUGAACCAUAAAAGGUGAGGGAGAGGGUCAUCUCACCACGGAGAGCAGUUGCACCCCUACCCCCCCCCCCCAUGGGAGUGGGAAAUUGCCCACCAUCAGACCCUCCCACGCUAUGCUGCUCAAUGGACACAUCUGCCUGUAGGGAGGGGGCAAAGACUUUGCAUCUAGGCGUAGGACAUGUUCUGAACCACGGAGGUGGGCAUGCACAGCACAAGGGAGGGCACGGGCAGAGUUAGGUGGGGAUGUAGGAAUUUAGGGAUGGAAAUGGAGAGAGAAAGGUAGAAUUUUCCGACUGAAUGGGGCGGGUCAGAAGGGGGGCCACAUUCUUCACCAGCUCCCUGGUGACUGAGAUACUUUGUUUACUGUAUUUAUUAAUAAACUCAUGAUUACUGUCAGAAUGCAAUGGCGGCAGUCACUCGCUGUAAGGUGAGGUCUCUUUACUUGCUACCCUGAGGCUUUCACAACUGAAGACCAGGGUGACCAUUACUGACAUUAAACAGAUCGCCUAAAGUUUCUCCAAAUGCUGCUAAUUAUGUUUUCACUGUAGAGGUAGUAACGUCGAUCUGGGUCAUAUACACUCUUCUGUGUAACGGCGUUAAGCUCCCAACCACAGAAGUGUGUUGCCUUUAACUUCACAUCAUUUUAAUGGGUGUCCUGCAGUUCAUUCACUUUCCUCCUCUGGGCGAUGAAACAAUAUUGUAGUAAUGUAUAUAAAUCAUGUAGUUAUAUAUAUUAUAUAAAAUCAGAUGUAUAUAGUUGUCCUCCCAGCCAGCAGGAAAAUAUGGGGCUUAUCUUUGGACAACAUUGUGAUCUUUGGCAAGCUCCCUUUUGUUUAAUUUCUGUAAGAAAUGCAUUUACAGAUACAUUCACGCGGCAGCUUCAAGAACGAAUAAACAUCCUAAAGGACAAAACACUGUUUCUGCCUCUUCAUAUGUUUUAGAAACUACAGAUACAAGAGCGCAAAUAUACGCUUUGGACUAAAACCCAAUCCACUGUCCGCAUUCCCACUCAGUCCUCACAGUUCCUGAUCUGUAUCCAUUGAGGCGGGAUCCAGGCCCCAUCUCCAAUAUUUUUUUUAAAGUAUCAACAGUACAUACGCGCAGAACCGUG